CCAUGUGAUGCCUUUGUGAAUAAAGAAAUAUUGUUAUUCCGGUCUACCUAUGGUCCAACCUUUAUAGCUUUAUUCUUUUUAUUAUGUGUACGAAUUUUACUGGUCUAUAAAUAAACUAUAGUGAUUGAUGAAUUUACUAGGCACUAAACUCUUAGUUGCCAAGUGCAAGCGUAGUGGUAAGGUAUAAAUGAUACAAGUAGAAAAGCCAGUGGGAUUAAAUACUAUGCGAGAAGGUUGCUCUAAUACAUGCACGCCAAAUAAUAAUUCCCGGCAAAAAGAACUUAUUACCCAGGUUGGACGCAAGUCUUAAAACUGCAUACAAAAGUACUGAAAAUCUCGCUUCGAUUGGGAAAGAAGAGCAUGACAAAAUGAAAUUGGUUUCAAAUUUUAAUGAUGUUCUAUUUUAAAAUACGUUACACGUAAUCCGACGUGAGCUUCAAUCCUGACGAAAUUUUGGCAAAAAAAGAUCAAAUGAAAUUGGUUUUAAAUUUUAAGGCCAAAAGAAUGUAUAAUCCAGGUUGGACGCAAGUCUUAAAAUUGCAUGCAAAACGACUAAAAAUCUCGCCAGUAUUGGGCUAUUGGGCGUAUUUGGCGCCCGUUCUGCAAUGGGAUGCCCCGAAGCCCCCCGAGGGAUAAUACAGGCUCUCCCAUCCAACUCCUACUCCGACGCGUCCUCGUCGUGUAGAGUGGUAACAUCCCACAGCAAAGUGACAUUUGCUCUAAAUUGUUUUCCCAUAUCUGCUCGAUUAGUACUCGAUACGCUUAAAAUUGUGAAUUUGUGUGUGAUCAAGUGUGUUGCAAGCGCCAAGACUUGAUGUGUUGGUAAAUUAGACGUUUCUAUAUCAAUGGACAAUGCCGUCAAGCUCAUUUUUCUUCAUAGCUAUGGUUAUUUGAUGAAAAACAAAAACUAAUUUUGUGUGACGUUAUUCUAUAAAAAAUGGGUAUUUUUAAAAUAUAAAAUGGGUACAUGACCAACUAUAACGAUAGGAAACACCAUUUCCGAGCGAAUCUAGAAGAAAGUAACGAAACAGCCGCAUCACAGUUGAUUUUAAAGGACUUUUUCUAAAUUCCCUUAAACUAGUUCAGUUUAAGGGAAGUUUAAGGCUCCAGUUUAAGGGAAUUUGCUCGAAUUCCCGAUUAUUCGUGCUAUAAAAUGUCAGUUGGGAUGUGCCACCACAUAUCCAGGCUUGGGUACACGGGCUUGACCCAACUCCUUGGGCGGAUGGUGGCAUAUGGCAAACCAGAAGGGUGGUGGGUAUCCUGGGAAACUGGGUGCCUGAACGUCGGGGGGAGGGGGGGGGGGGACAUCUCGACUCAAAACAAAACAGGUCACCCAGUCUCACGUAAUACUAGACUACGGAAAUGAUGAUGAUGAUGAUGAUAAGUCCUACUUCUUACCCCAAUACAUGUUUGAGAAGGACGACAGUAUCUAUAAGAUAAUUCUACUAUAAUAGUUGUUACGAAAUAAAAAAACGAGCAAGUGGUGGCUUCGGAAAACUCUCAGAGGAACCGUCCGAGUCAUACGCACACCCUAGAUGACCAACAUAGUUUCAUCAAGAAAAAACGGGUCAUACUCCAUCGAAUACAAUGGUAUUCCCUAGCAUCCUUUACGUUGCCCGCAAAGAACCAAUAAAUAGAUCCGGCGCACUACUUAUCGGAACACAACUGCAACAUGCAUAUUUCCAGUUCCACUAGUGCCAAUGGUUGGCUCUAGGGCACAAUCAUCAAUGAGUGAAUCCUGUUGUGACCUCCCAGACCGUGUGCAAACCGUAAAUUCCCCCAAAUAGAUCCCGAGUGUCCACUUCAACGCGCGCGUGUCUCAUACCUAUGUUGUCUCUUUCUUAUAUAUAUAUUUUUCUAAUUUAAAUUUCCAUAUAGGGUAAAUGUACCUAUAGUGGUGGUAGUACACUGGUGGACAUUAAAAUAGGAAAAAAAAAUUUUUGUGUUUUUUUUGCAUACACUAGGUGUGUCAUCGCCAACAGUUCGAGGCGUACUGAAUUUGUAAUAGCCGAAUUUUGCCUUUUAUACUCUCAUUUUUGGUGCGCUACUUAUCUGAGUUUUGAGUGCCGGCAGCGUUUUGCGGCAGUAUAAAAGGAGAGCCAAACCGUGUUGUGCUUCAUUCUUCCAUCAGUGGUCAAGGUGAAAGGUUGCUGUUUAAAAAUUCUACAAAAUCAUCAUGGGUCGCGGAAAGCACUGCACACCAGAGGAGCGAAAACACAUUCAGGGGCUGUAUCGUGAGAACGUGCCAAUCAAGACAAUCUGCAAGGCGUUCGGCCGUUCGCGGACGUUUGUUGACAACGCCAUUCGUAGCGAGGCUACGGGUAAAUCGACAGGUCGUCCGCGAAAAACAACGGCCGACGUUGACGCGCGGAUUGUUGAGAUGAUCAGGGCGGAUCCUUUCAAAACUUGCACUCGUAUCAAGCAGGAGCUUGGUUUGCAAGUUUCGGCGAAAACGGUGUCUCGCCGUUUACACGCCGCUGGGUUCUGUGCCCGGAGACCGAGGAAGGUUCGUAAGCUGCAGCCGCACCACGUAGAAGCGCGCAUUCGGUUUGCCGAAGAACAUUUAGCUGCAUCCAUCUUUUGGUGGAGCAAAAUCAUUUUUUCGGAUGAGUCCAGAAUCAAUCUGGAUGGUUCGGACGGUAUUAAAUACGUCUGGCGCUUUCCUAAUCAGGCGUAUCAUCCGAAAAAUACGAUAAAAACCCUUAGUCACGGAGGCGGCCACGUAAUGGUGUGGGGUUGCUUCCUGCGUUGAGUCCUGACCUCAACCCGAUUGAAAAUCUGUGGUCAACUCUCAAGCGUCAGCUUAAGAACCAGCCUGCACGUUCAGCCGAUGAUCUAUGGACACGCUGCAAGUUUAUGUGGGAACGCAUAGACAGAAGCGAAUGCCGUAAUCUCAUCGGCGAUAUGGCCAAACGCUGUCAGGAAGUGAUAGCGAAUAACGGUCACCAGAUUGACCGUUAGAAUGUGUUUUCGCUCAGUGGAACACCGCAACACCUCCUCCCAACAACCACUUAAACAGUCCUUUUCAGGGCUACCAAAUAUUUCUGACAAGAACUAUGUCUUUCGGUCACAGAAAAAAGUUCCUAUUUUUAUGUCCACCAGUGUACCAAUAGUGGUGGUAUUGCACUAAAAUGCGGUUCAUACGGAAAAUUACAAGUAAUUAAGUUAUUUACGUUAGUGUGAAAUGUUCUUUAGCCUUUUACAAAGGGGUUAAAAGUUAAAUGGGGCCAUUCCGUUACUUAGUGACCGAAAAAUCGAUUAUUUUGUGAAAUGUGUCAACAUUUUUCCAAAAUCCUUAGGAUUUCAUAACGAAACUCAUAUUUCUGUUAACGUUCUAAAUGACCACAUAACCACUCAAUUACUAGUUUUUCAACAUGACUGUUAUGAAAUGUUAUUGUUUUACUAAAAUUGGGGUCCUUUCCGUUUUAAGUUCGUAGGCUGAAAUUUCAGCCUGUCAGCUGUUUGCAUUGUAUAGCAGUUUUCUAGCAGCUAUCUAAGUGGAUAUAAUAUACAAGUGGGCUGAUCUCAAGGUGUUUGAAUUUAGAAGGCUGAUUUUGAUCGAUUCUGUUUCUGAAUGAAGAUUUUAAGAGUGUUUUGAGUAUUCGUCAAGCCUCCAGAAAGCUCGUUUGAGCAAAAGUUUUCACUCGUUCUGUUAAAAAGUGAUAUUCAAAUUUGCUCAUAAAAAACAUGCUAUGAGACCACCUGAACUACAUACACUUUGAUUCUAGAUUCCACCACGUAAUCUCUUUAAUGCACCUUGGGGUAAAUGUAAACAACACCGUGUUUUCGAGCAGGUAUUCGAAUCUAAUUCUAGCUUGGAGAGUGUUUCUACAUACACCGAGAAUGCAGCUGAGAAAAUAACUGACAGCAUGCUUUGACAGCGUCUGACAGCAUUUUCGGUGAGAGAAUUCUCCUCGGCAUGCAAAGAACGAUGGAGCUGAGAAAAAAUUGAAUUGGCAGUUUAUAGCGAUCGAUCAAUUAUAGUUUGCAUUUUUGCUGUCUAAUAAUCGUAGAUUAUAUUAUUAAAAAGUAAAAGAAACUUUUUUGACUUCAUUUUAGCGAUUAAAAUGGAUUUUUUCAACAUCAUUUUAAAAGUCUCAUCUCGGCGCUUUUCAGAGCUUCUACACACACCAGCGUGAGAAACCGGUUGUCAAUUCUCUCACAGCCAUCUCUCAGCUGCAGUCUCGGUGUAUGUAGAAACGCUCUGAGGCUAAAAUAAUCUACACUGAAAAUUGCAGGCUAGUUUUUUGUGUGGUUUUGUACGGAGUGUUUACAUGAUUUCAGCCUCCAACUGUUAAACUCCAUACAAAAAACUGACUAGAAUCGUGAAGGGACCCAUUAUUGGUCUUUUGACCAUAUAUAUGCAUUUUUAAAUGUUUUUUACCAUAGUGCCAUUAUAGGUACACAAAACAGGCAUGUUCCUAUAGUGGUUAUAGUUAUAAAAUCAAUAACAAUAGCUGGUAUCGCGAAAGAUUUGGUUUAAAAUUAACAGUCGUUAAAAAUUAACCAGAGUCGUUAAAAAUUGCUAGAAUUUGGCAUCGCGAACGCAUUGAGUUCAUUUGUUAAUUUUAACGACUGGUCCUAUGCCGCCGUUAAACAAACGACUGUCAAGAGCGUAUGUGAUACAAAUUAACAGUCGUUUAAUUAUACUGCUCGAUUUUUUUCCCCGUGUUUGCCUAUAUGCGAUAUCGAGCAGUCGUUAACUGUUUUGACGGUCGUUUAUUUUAACAGGAAUGAACAACAAAUGAACUCGGUUAAACCAAAAUGAACUUUAAACGACUGUUAAAAAGAGUUCAUUUAUUCGCGAUGCCGGCUAAUAGUUCGUUUUAGAUUUUAUCGAUGAUAUUUUUGACAGUUUUCUGUAAGUAAUGUAGCUACCAAACAAAGGUCAAAAUUCGCUUAUCUGGCUGAGUGAAAAAAUCAACCUCAAAUCAAGCUUUAUCUUCCGGGUGUGGGUUGACGACAGGUCUUAUUCAGUAAAUCCAUUAAAACACAUCUGUGUCACUACAAAUUGCACCACUAUUGGUACACUUACCCUAUAAAACUUGCGUGAGUUAAUGUUUCGGGUAAUUUAACGAAAACGUAUUCCGUUUCUUCAGAUGGGCAUGAGCGAUUACAAUGACGAUUAUCACUACUGGCAAAGUUAUCGAUGAGAUUAAAGACCAUUUCCAUGACCAGUUCAGGCUAUUGUUUUCUAAUUUGAUGUGUGCUAUCUCCUUUCGUAGUUCGGUAUGUAACGUAUGAAGGUGUUCAACACUCAGAUUUACUAUCUUGCCUUUUUGUUCAAUUGCUACUCCAUAGAUUGGUAGGUGUAUGGGUGUGCUUGGAGUAUCAAUGUUGGUGUUUGAUAUUAAGGUGCUGUUGAUGAAAAUCUUACAACUCGAGUAUGUAAUGAGAAACGAUCCGGUAAGAACUCUCGGUUUCAAUCCGCAAGAAGAUUCGAAGGUAAAAUUAGCUGAUGAGCUGAGGAGAAUAUGUGUCAUGUCCAAAUUGAAGAUUUCUUCUGUUUCUGGGUAUGUAACGUUAUCGCAAUUUGCUGGUUGUUCAUUGAUGAGUUUGGCUAUGCAUUCGUCGUCUAUUUCUAAUAGAUCUUCUUCGUUGUAAAACUGCUUGUCUCACGUGGAUACGGUGUAGGUUUGGGAUUCGUAGGAAACGAAGUAAGGAUGAGAAACAUAGAUUUUCUUAUUUGUAUUAAUAAGUGCGUAAAUAUGCAUCUUCCUAAAAAUUACAAAUCUUAAUUUUGGAGAAGUUAUAAUCAAAAUAAGUUCGUUAUCAUUUACUGCGACCUUUGUAGUUGUAUACAAUAGUGUUUCUAUUAAUGUAUGAAUGGGUGUAUUGUUUUGUUUUAAAUCUGCAGUAAUCAUGCUCAGUUCUCUUUCGCUUAAUAAACGUGCGUUAGUGAUACAGUAUCGGACAGAAUGAUAGGACCCUAGUUUUUUCAACGCAGCAUGCACCCGUUGGGGCAGGUUUAGGUGUGGUUUGUAUGUGUUUGUGUGUGUGCAUGUGUGUGUGUGUGAGUGUGUGUGUGCAUGUGUGUGUGUAUGUAUGUUUGAAUGUGUAUUGGUGUGUGUGUUUGUUUCACAAGUAUGUCGUUUCGGAUAGAUUUGUUAGUAGUUUUUCUGUGUUUUGGGUUAGGUUUUUGAUGUAAUAAGCAGGACCACUGCCCUCGCGAUCAGUGUUUUUUCGAUCUAUGAACAAUUUUACGGUCUUCUUUCGCCGUGGUCUUCUGAGGACGUCCGGUUGACUUGCGCGUAUUGGUUGUCCAAGCGCGUUUCGGUUGUCCAAACACAUUUGGGAUGUCCGAAGCGCGUUUGCGACAAAAGUGCGCGUUCGUUCCAUUACGAACUCGAUCGUUUUGCGCUUAAUGCCAGCAGCAGCCAUUCGCUUUUUCAUAUGGCGCUGAUAAUCGGUACAACGUUUACCUCGACCCAUUGUUACUAACAUUGCUUGCUUGGUCCGUCAAAAACGCGCUGGUUAAAAACUUGGACACGGCUGAUCCCGUGCUCUGCCUGCGUUCUGCUUCUAUACGUGAUGAAUAACAUCGUUGUUUAGCAGCGAAAACAUGUGUAUGGAUAAAAACUAUCAAUGAGAAAGCGAGUGAGCAUCAACCCAUUCAAAACCAGAACAGAAUACUGCCGCGCUCAUGAAACAAAACGCCUAUUGAAAAGAACAACUGCGCGCCAGCUCAAUGCACGCACAAAGUUUAACAUGCGCACACAACGUUCAACGCAGAGAUGCACGCAGGCCUUUCAAUGGUGUGCACUGGAGAAACACCAGUAAGGGAAUGUCGAGUUCAUUGCUGUUGUGCGCGUGUCCAUUUCGCAUCGCUGCGCAUGCACAUUCAUCAACCAGCACACCUGCGUUUUCGUCCGAGGAACAAGCGCUGCUGUCGAUGCAAACUUUAGUUUUUAUCCAAGUGUAAACGCACGCUGUUUCACAUGAUAACACACAUCAUCAGAAUACUUUCAACGCAAUAUGACAUCAUGGCAAGCUACGUUUUUCAGACACAAACCCGCGCACUCGCAAAUAUACAUUAACACACACACACACACACACACACACACACACACACACACACACACACACACACACACACACACACACACACACACACACACACACACACACACACACACACACGCACGCACGCACACGCGCACACGCACACACGCACACACGCACACACACGCACACACACACACACACACAGUAACGUAACAGUAACACAGUAACACAAGUAACGUGGUAAAACAAGUGCACGGUGCGUUGAAAACAACAGGGUCCUAUCUUAUUGUCCGAUACUGUACCUAAUUUAGCUAGAGUUAUACUUUCAACUAUGAAUGCAAUUUUUUCUGACUAGUAUUUUAAAUUCAUAACAAUAUUAAUAAAUUAUUUAUCUAAAUCAUAACUGGUUUUAACACCUUCAUCGUGGAGGUGUUUAAAACAGUUAUAGCCUUCUUUACAUUUUCUAAACUUUCGUUUAGGUGUGUUGUCAGUUCGCUUUUUAUAAUUAUUUGAGCAUUAUUGUUUGAUAUGAGCUGGUUAAUUGUUGAAUUUAUUAUCUUAAGGUCAUUCGCGUCUGGGCUACCAGCGAUAAACUUCCAAACUGUUCCAAUCGGGUUCCACCUUCUCCUGCGAUUAGGGAUUAUAGUUAUAAGUAUUCCGCAAACAUAUUAAAAUUCUGUUGUUAUUAUCGUUAUAUACUGAGUUUAUUCAACUUUACUGAAUUCCUCGAAAGGCGAGUCGAUCUCAUAUUUAAGAUUUGAUAUUUCUGAACGAUGAAUAUAAUAUUUAUUUCUUUCGAUUAUUAUUUAAUUAUUAUUUAUUGUUUAAUCUUCAACGGGCCGUAUGGCCUAAUUAAGAUAAGUAACAUAACAGUCUCUCUAGACCUACGUGUUCGGGAUGGUGCACGGAUAUCGUUUCGAUGCAACAAAGGCGAUGAGUCAGAGCCAUUUAGCAAACCAGCGAUGAAAGAGCACUGUGCAUUGCGUCUUCUAACCGAAAGAGGUUCAAGGCCUAGAAGACGGCACCGCGCAGCAUACGGAGGAAGAUUAUUGCGAUCCUGCCAGGGAAGUAGGCGUAGGGCAUAUCGCGUGAGCUUACGUUGAAUCGCCUCAAGUCGAGCAAUUGAAGAAGCAGUAGUUAGGCUCCAGACUACGCACGAAUAUUCCAGAACCGAACGAACGAUACUAUUGUAGACAGCUUUGAUGCACAUGGGGUUGCGGAAUUCAUUAGUUAUCCAGAUAACCACGCUAAAGAGUUGGUUUCGUCUGGUUACAACGUCAUCGAUAUGCUGUUUAUAGUUCAUACUUGAAACAAGAAAAACGCCCAUGUCUUUGGUAUGAUUUUGUCGAUUAACUGCAGUGCCGUCCAUGAAGUAGGUACCAGUAAUUGGGCUCCUGCAUACACAAAAUGACACACAGAAGCAUUUCUCGAUGCAGAUAGUCAGUCCAUUACGCUUGCACCACGAACAGAAGAUUUCGAUGCAGUCUUGCAGGGAUAUACACCCACCGUCUGAUGACAGCUCCACAGUACGCUUGCAAAAUUCCCCUAAUCGAUUGCAACACUCCCCUAAGUGAUUGCAAACAUCCACAGCUUGCUUGCAACAUUCCCCUACCGAUUUGCAACAUUCCCCUAAGUGGUUGAACUAUUCCCUUAUAUAAUUCGAAACCCUGUAUCAAUUUUCACGAUGUAUGUGCGAUUAAUUAAGUAAGACUUAAGCCACUGUACAAGUGAGCAUGGAAAUCCUAGCUUAUCGAGUUCAGCGAGAAGAAUUGCGUGAGGAAGAGAGUCGAAUGCUGCUUUCAGAUCUGUAUAAAUUGCAUCGACUUGAGCUCCUGCAUCAAUUUGACUAGUGCAAUAGGUUACAAAUUCAACCAGGUUCGUGGUAGUCGACUUUUUUGGCACGAAUCCAUGUUGAUACGGGCUUAGCUAGCUGCGGCAUGCAUAUAGCAGAUGUUUGUAUAUCACUAGUUCGAACACCUUGACACCGUUCGAACAUCGCAAUGGCACAAAAAGACGUAAUACCUCGAUAGUUGAUGGCAUCUGUCCUGUCGCCCUUUUUAUAUAGUAUCAUCACUGCCGAAAACUGGUACAGUUACCCUACUGUGUGCGAGAAAGAGUGAACAGGAAUCUUGCACGCAGCAAACAACAGCCGUAUCAACCCGGUUUUUUUUUUAACAGAACGGAACGAUAACACCUUGCUAACAAUGUUGAAGCGGCAAAGACCGGAAUGGAACGGGGUGAACGGAAAGCACGGAAAGAUCGGAACAUAAAGGUCGCCCGUCAAACAAUGCGAGGGUUGCGAAAGAUUUCAUGUACUCGAAAUCUUACGGUAUUUUAAAAAAUCGUUGAUUUUUAUUCAAGAAUUAUAUUUUGUGCGGUAGUAUUUAGCGAAAAGAUCACUAUUUAAAUUUUUGUGGAUUUUUGAAAACUAAAAUGUCAAAUUCAGGUGUUUAGUAUGCUACAAAUCGCACUGUUAUACCUGCUCUCGAGGUGCUAUAAUUAUAACUGCUAAAACUAGGAGUGAAAAAACUACCAAGGCUCGCAAGCUCUUUAAUGCGAGGGCUCUGGGGCGGUGAACUUGUAUGGCGUGCGAGCCUUCGCGCGCCCUCGCAACUCCCUGUCAAUUGCAUGGCGGGGGUAUCAUCUGCUCGAAAUCUUAAAAAAAAUUUAAAAUAUUUUAAAAUAUUUAGUUUUUAUUCAUUAAUUCUUGUUUUGCUGUGUUAUUUGUCGAAAAGACCACUAUUUACAUUUUUGUGGAUUUUUUCAAAAUAAAAUCUCAAAAUUUAGGUGUUUAGUAAGCUAUAAUUUGCUAUGUUAUACCUGCUCUCGGGGUGCUAUAAUUAUAACUGAUAAAAACUAGCGGCGAAAAAACUGCAUAGGCUCGCAAGCUCUUUAAUGCGAGGGCUCUGGGACGGUGAACUUGUAUGGCGUGCGAGCCCUCGCGCGCCCUCGCAAAUCGCUGUCAAUUGCAUGGCGGGAAGGCUUAGUGUGUGCCAAGCGCCAUACAGGCAGAGUGUGUUUGCGAGCCGAACGAGCACACACAAUACAGAAUACACUUUAAAAUGAUACAAGUACGGUGGCCGCACACCAGCCGCACCGAGCGCCCCUGCCGAGAGCUCCUGCUCGAUCGGCUCGCAAACACACUCUGCUCGGCGCUCGGCACACACUAAGCCUUAUAACUGCCCGGUUAUUCACGUGACAACACAUUUGUUUAGUUGUGAUAAUGCUCAUCUUUUUCCUUUUCACAUCUACAAUGCGGUCAUUUUGGUAUGGCACGUGGCAGCCAGUUCUUGGAUUAACACAAAGAUUUGAAGGCUAUAGAUUCCAAAAAAGAACAUUUCCUUUGCUAGAUACGAUACGUAUUGUUGUUGAAUCCUUUCUGCCAGCAGUGUACCAACCGAACCAAAUAUGAUUUUAUAUUGAGAGUGAGGAAUUUAUCACAGUGCCUGCGCAUAUAUGAUUCCUUCGCUUACACUCACACUGAUAGCACGUACUACAUUUCGCUCCGUUUUAUUUGCGUUUUGUGCACUUAUUUUCGCAAAUUCCGAUCUGGUUCUAUCAUUGCACUGUGUUUUGAUUAUCAGUUGUGCAAGCCUCAAUAAACUGUUCAUAUACUCAAGUGCUCAAAGCCUGUAUAAGUGAUAUAAAGUGUAUACUCCUUGGCGCGGUGAGCCUGUUGAAUCGUCAUGGCUGAUCACUGUUUGACCUGCGCCCGUGCUUCGUCAUCCGAGGAACUUACUUACACUUGCGACGGCUUCUGCAAGCGAUGGGCUCAUCGUUCGUGUCUUGGUGUGAGUAGUGCCGCAGUCAAGGAUCUCAUCAAAGAAGAUUCUCAAAUUCUGUGGCUUUGCCACAAUUGUUCGGAGAAUCGCCGCAACGGACACUCAGUGAUGAUUGCUGAGCUAACGGCGGCACUCACCGAUCUCAAAUCUCAGCUGUCAGCUGAGUUCCAAACACGAAUGGAUGCUGCCGCGGAAUCGCUAAAACGCACGAUGCUAUCCUCACUCGAUCAACACACAGAUACUCGUCCUGCUUCACACACUUCUACAUUCACCAUUCAACGCAAGACAUCGACAUCCAAAGCACCAGUUCUUUCGUCAACACCAGCCACCGAACUUAGCAACCCGGCAAAACGUCGUUUAAUGGACCGUUCUCCGCCGUCCGUUGUCGCCACCUCUCCUCUUCUAAAUGGCACCGCACCCAUCGCCACUUCAGCUCAUGCCACAUUGCUCCUACUACCAGAAACGCCUAAAUUCUGGUUGUACCUGUCGCGCUGCCGCCCGACAGCCACAAUCUUAGAAGUGGAGACUUUCGUCAAGGAGCAAAUCGGCAUCGAGGAUGUCACCGUUUUUAAGCUGGUACCACUUAACCGCGAUGUCCGCACUCUGACUUUCUCUUCGUUUAAAGUCGGUUUGUCGCCGGAUUAUAAGGAGAAAGCAUUAUUAUGCUCAUCGUGGCCGAUCGGAACUGUCUUCAAAGAGUUCACGGAUCGUAGGAAUGCUCCUAUUUCUACAUUGUCGACAAAUCCCCUGACCACUACCACUACAGCACCAACAAAUACACAAGUACCUGUCACCACAAACACUGAUGUAUCUAUUCAUAUGGAAACAAACAACAACAUUACUGCCUCCACCAACAACACUGCAGUCUCGACGUCACCUCCUCGAUCAUCACAGCAGCAAUAGCAACACUACUUACACACUCGCACUCUAAAUCUCCGUUAAAAUUUUACUAUCAAAACACUCGCGGUCUCAAAACCAAACUUUCGGAUCUUCGCAUCUCUCUCGAAGUUGCGAGCUAUGAUGUCAUAAUACUAACUGAGACAUGGCUGGACGAUUCGAUUCCUUCAUCCCUCUUCUGUGCCCGAAAGUAUACCGUCUAUCGUUGUGAUCGUUCAAGCGCUAACAGUACCUGCUCUCGCGGCGGUGGUGUACUCAUUGCCUGUUCCGCUAAGCUCUUGUCGCUGCACAUUGAAGUAUCCCAAUGCUCGUUAGAACUUUUAUGGAUUCAAAUUAAACUGAACGGUCACUCACUCUUUGUUGGUGGUGUGUAUUUACCUCCAAACCUCAGCUCGAAUACUGACACGUUAGACUCAUUCUUCAAUACAAUUACAUUAAUACAAUCUCGCAUGAAAGAUAGGGAUUUGUUUGUCUUAUGCGGUGAUUUCAAUCAACCUGGACUAUCGUGGUCUCAAAAUGAGGAUUAUUUCGCACCGCUUGCCGUUAACCCUGCCUCAUCCUACUUUAUAGACGGAUUAGCUGAAUUCAAUCUGCGUCAACUUUCAGGGGUCGUAAAUAUUUUUCGGAGGCAACUAGAUUUAGUUUUUGUUAAUGAGUUAGUGACAUAUUCAUGUUCACCAGUUUCUUGUAGUAUUGACCCUAUUGUUAAGGUCGGGCUACAUUGACCGUACUCGCAGGUGUAAUUUUGAUUUUCACUAGCGCAUCUGGCGACGACCAGCGCAAGCUAGAUGUCGGUAUAAUUUAUGUGUCAAAAUUAUUCAUACUUGGUGUCUCAUCAAGUUUCGAGCAGGCUACUUGUAUGCCGUAUGAAAUGUUUAUAAACGUCCAUAAAUUGCAACAAAAUAGGCCGUUAAUUGUUGUUGGUGGAUAAAUCGUCAUUCAUACAAAGCGCUAGGCAACAUUUUUCCCCAUCUUCCAACAUCUUUCCAUCAUUGGGUAAAAUUAUAGCCUCCUGGACCCAAAACACUUUUUGACAGAUAAAUUAUACCAGCCUCUAGCUUCGACCCGCCGCCGCUAGAUGGCGUACGCGUUCAAAAAAAUUACACUCAGGAGUACGAUCAAUGUAGCCCGGCCUUUAAAUUAGAUCAUUAUCACCCACCUCUGGAAUUCGUAGUAAAUGUUCCUUUACCGCAUAAUGGUAAUAAUGUAAGAGAUAACAAAUCUGAGUUGAAUUUUCGGAAAAUGAACUUAGAAAAAUUUAGGGAAAUCAUAACCAACUCUGAUUGGAAUUUUUUAGAAAUUAGAACCGAUUCUCCCUCCACUGUGGACGUAGCGGUGGAGCAAUUUAGUAAUAUUGUUAAGGCAGCUCUCCCUUUAUGUUGUCCUCGUUCUAAACCCUCCUCUCGCCUUCCUUGGUAUGAUGCUACAUUGCGGUCAUUAAAGGCGGAUAGGACACGUGCCCUCAAAAAACUCGGUUCAACUCCUUCUGAGUAUAAUCGUAGAGUUUUCAAAUAUGCCGCUUCUGCUUUUCGUAUUUAUAAUCGGGCCAGUUAUAGGUUGUAUCUUGGAAGGCUUCAAUGCAUGUUAUACCGUAAUCCUAAACUUUUUUGGUCUUAUGCCAAGAAGCGUCGUAAUCCCUCUUCCCUUCCUACUUCCAUGUCGCUCGGUUCGGUCACUACGGACAAUGCUGCUGACACCUGUUCCCUAUUCGCUGAGCAUUUCGCCAAUGGUCUGUCUAGACCGGAGAGUCAACCUUUGACAGAGUCUGAGCGCUUAUGGCCUGGUUUAAACUCCGUCGCAUGGGCUGAAGGUAUUGUCAAUGUUAAUACAGUCUCUGAAGCUCUUAAAAAACUUAAGCCAUCCUUCUCCCCUGGACCGGAUGGAAUACCAGCCUCGGUUUUAAAAAAGUCACCUUUUCUAUUCGUCCCUCUAUUGGUAAAAUUGUUUAACCUAUCUUUGUCCUCGUCUUCAUUCCCUUUAUUAUGGAAGCGGGCAUGGCUAGUUCCCAUUCACAAAAAAGGUAACCCGUCUGUCAUUUCCAAUUACCGUGGCAUCUCAAUACAAUGCGCAAUAACCAAGGUAUUUGAGCAUAUUAUCCAUACCUAUGUGUUUAAACUCACCUCUUCUACUAUUAUCCCUCAGCAACAUGGCUUUUUUCCUAACCGUUCUACAACAACUAAC
This is a messenger RNA of Anopheles coluzzii, 13865 nucleotides long. RefSeq lists its product as uncharacterized. The record is from RefSeq and is a predicted model, not a curated record. The coding region runs from base 10692 to 11690 and encodes 332 amino acids. Lineage: Eukaryota; Metazoa; Arthropoda; Insecta; Diptera; Culicidae. The transcript has 2 exons.